ACCAAGAGACAGUAAAAUGAAUAAUCUAGAACCAAGAGACAGUUGGGUUUGUCCUUCGAAACCAGCUAAUGAACUUUCUGACAGGUCACCAAUCAAUCCAAAUACAGGUCUUGUUGAGCGAGAGGAGAUGGAAGAGCAUGCUUUGGUGGAGACUGAAGAAGAGACGGACUGGGUAGAGCAGUACAAAGAGAGGAGAAGGAAGUUUCUAGAUGGUGAUAAUGAUGGAAUGAAACAAUUUGAUGUUUGGGGAAGGAUUCAAAGAGAAUAUACUAACUUGCAAGAAGAGAACACAAUGCAAGAAAUGGGUUUUCCCUCACCGCCGCCACCUGUCUACUGGGAUGAGAAGAGCGGUGAAUACAAAGAGGAUAUAGAAAACAGGAGUGAGCAGGAAAUACAGUCCUGUGAUGACCAAUGGUCAAACUUUGAUCUAAGUGCUAACUCAAAGCCCAAAUAUGUGCCUUACCAGCACUACUCCAAACCAAAAGCCCACUCUACACAAACUAACCCUAAUGCGUACACCCCUGGUGCUGAAAACAAUUGCAGCUUCACUCCAGAACCUCAUAAAACCUCGAACUCACAUUCAAGCUUUGACCCUUGCCCUCCAGCAGCGUCGCUCUUUGCCUUGGCUGUAUUUCAGAAGGCUAAGCGUUCCAAACCAGGGCUGGAUCCCAACUGCUCCAGAAGACGGGAGCUGCCCAUGCUGACACAGUAAUUGAUGGUCAUUCUGAAUAUGGGAGUGUUCAUUUGGCUUAAAUGAGGAAGAGGUUUUCUUCAUCAGAAUGAAGAGCAGGACACACUCCUGAUGUUUAAACUCCUCAUUUAUCUUAUCAUAUGACUAUUUGAUUCUAUUCUAUGUUUCAAUCAUUAUGGAUAUUUUGGUUGGAUGAGGGAAAAACAGUUUGAACGCUUAAUCUGAAUUUUCCUGUUCUGUCAACUGAUUUUCACGUGUCCUGGCUUUCAGAAAGGGUGAUAUUUUCCAGCUUUUUAAUUGACUCUCACGAGAACAAUAUUACGCCGAGUAAACUUUGCCCCAAACAAAUACACUUGGAGGGGGAAUCAUGCAUGUAUUCA
Messenger RNA from Rhinichthys klamathensis goyatoka, 1071 nucleotides. RefSeq lists its product as uncharacterized. NCBI's taxonomy places the organism in Eukaryota, Metazoa, Chordata, Actinopteri, Cypriniformes, Leuciscidae. Bases 17 to 712 code for a protein of 231 amino acids. The transcript has 2 exons. The record is from RefSeq and is a predicted model, not a curated record.